AUGUAUUGGCCUCACGCCACACUUUGGCGACAAGGAGUCGCAAAACAGAAGUGGCAUUUUGGGACCGUAGAUAAAAAUGGUAAUCAGUUUACUCCUGGCACCAAUGUCUGUAAUACUGCGAAUGAUCCGAAUUUCAUAAUCAAUAUCCCUGUUGCCGAUAUAUUUUACGAUCCACCAGUUCCGAGAAUUGGAUAUACAGGACCCUUAGGUCUUCCUAUAUUUUAUAAUGCUAAUGUUGUAAUUGAUCUAUAUCAAGUUCAGAAAGCGGUUUUAAUGAAACAG
Molecule: messenger RNA, 282 nt
Organism: Funneliformis geosporum
Lineage: Eukaryota; Fungi; Glomeromycota; Glomeromycetes; Glomerales; Glomeraceae
Source: the annotation of a GenBank genome assembly